AUGUUGUCAGCUAUUGUAACGGCACUUUAUGCCUCGUCGAUUGCACAAGGUUCCGUCAUUCCAAAACUGAACGAACUUCUGAAGAUCGGUACCCAAGAAGACAUAUUCCCAUACUUGGCUGGUGAUGCACCAUAUUUCUCAUACCCGGGCGAUUAUGGUAUUCCGAUUGAUGCUCCAGAAACUUGUGAGAUGAGCCAAGUCCAGCUUAUCGCAAGACAUGGUGAGAGAUACCCUUCGAAAAGCAGAGGACGUAAGAUCUUCAAUACUUGGUACAAGAUCUCUAACUAUACCAGCACUUUCAAUGGCUCAUUGUCAUUCCUCAACGACGACUACGAAUUUUUCAUUCAGGAUUUGGAUGAUUUGGAACAGGAAACUACUUUAGAGAAUUCUGUGAAUCCUUUAAACCCUUAUACUGGUGAAAUGGACGCUAAACUACAUGCUCGUCAAUUCUUAGAGCAAUACAGUGAUUUGCUGGAAAAUAACACCGAAUUCUCAGCAUUUACCACAAACUCUAGAAGAGUGUAUGACACUGCUGAAUGGUUUGUUGAAGCACUGGGGCCAAAUUUUAACAUCACUAUGGAAGUCAUCGAUGAAGAACCUUCCGCUGGUGCUAACACCAUUAGUGCUGGAUAUUCUUGCCCUGCUUGGGAUGAAGAAGCCUUCAGUAACAUCACUGAUGCCUACUCUGAUGAUUAUUUGAAAGAUAUCGCUAAAAGACUUAACAAAGAAAAUCCAGGGCUAAACUUAACAACCACCGACUCUUUCAUGUUGUUCAGCUGGUGUGCUUUCGAAAUCAGUGCUCGUGGUUACAGUGACGUCUGUGAAGUCUUCACUCAGGAAGAGCUAAUCAAGUACUCUUACUACGACGAUUUGUCAAACUAUUACUCAGAUGGUCCUGGUUAUCCAUUGAUUAAAGAUGUUGGUGCCAACUUGUUCAAUGCCACUGUGGAACUCUUGAAGCAAAGCGAUAAGCUAAAUCAAAGCGUCUGGUUAAGUUUCACUCAUGACACUGAUAUUUUGAACUACCUAACAACUAUUGGUUUGUUCGAUGAUGGCCGUCCAUUGAACGCUACUCAUGUUCCUUUCCGUGAUCAUGCAUUCCGUAAGUCGUGGCAAGUUCCAAUGGGCGCCAGAGUUUACACUCAAAAAUUCCAGUGCUCAAACUCAUCUUACGUCAGAUAUGUUGUUAACGAUGCGGUUAUUCCAAUCGAAUCCUGCUCAUCUGGUCCUGGUUUCUCGUGUCCUGAAGACGAUUUUUACGACUACGCUGAAAGCAGACUGCAGAACUUAGACUUUGUGACUGCUUGCAAUGUCACUUCUGUCAGCAAUACAACUCAGUUGACGUACUACUGGGACUUCAACACUACUACCUACAACUCUACAUUGUUAGAUCAAUGA
Molecule: messenger RNA, 1398 nt
Organism: Torulaspora delbrueckii
Lineage: Eukaryota; Fungi; Ascomycota; Saccharomycetes; Saccharomycetales; Saccharomycetaceae
Product: histidine phosphatase family protein
Exons: 1
Coding region: 1-1398 (465 amino acids)
Cellular component (GO): fungal-type cell wall
Molecular function (GO): acid phosphatase activity
Source: RefSeq, a predicted model, not a curated record